UGGUCAGAACGCUGAGAGGCAGUGAACAGCAGAGGUCUAACGUUAGCUCAGCUACUCAUUAGGACAGAGACACAUUCAACUGUGAAGACGUUUUUUGCUGUGAACAUUUCUGAAAGCAAAUGUUAACUUUCGGAUAGUACCGUUUGCUAGACUGUCUAGCGUGUCGGGAGCUAGCUUUCUGUUUACUUACUGGUGUUCUGCGGUGGAAAUAGGAAAAAUGUCGUCUCCAAGUCCGGGUAAAAGGCGAAUGGAUACCGAUGUGGUGAAACUCAUCGAGAGCAAGCAUGAAGUCACCAUCCUCAGUGGACUCAACGAAUUUGUAGUGAAGUUUUUCGGACCACAAGGAACACCGUACGAGGGAGGCGUGUGGAAGGUGCGAGUAGAUCUUCCUGACAAAUAUCCUUUCAAAUCGCCAUCAAUAGGAUUCAUGAACAAGAUUUUUCAUCCCAACAUUGACGAAGCGUCAGGGACCGUGUGCUUAGAUGUCAUCAACCAGACAUGGACAGCCCUUUAUGAUCUGACCAACAUCUUUGAGUCGUUCCUGCCGCAGCUGCUGGCUUACCCAAACCCCAUCGACCCCCUGAAUGGAGAUGCAGCUGCCAUGUACCUUCAUCGGCCAGAGGAGUACAAGCAGAAAAUCAAAGAGUACAUCCAGAAAUAUGCAACAGAGGAGGCGCUGAAGGAGCAGGAAGAGGGUGCAGGCGACUCUUCAUCUGAAAGCUCCAUGUCUGAUUUCUCAGAAGACGAGGCCCAGGACAUGGAGUUGUAGUGAUAGGAGGGCUCCCCCAUCCCGCCUCCUCCUUUAACCCCCCACAGAGACUAUAUUUGAUUUCCUAACCAUGAGAAAGCAGACUUAUAAUAUUCAUAUUUAAACAAGUUGAUUUUUUUAUUAUUAUUAUUACUACUAAACAAGGAUUUUUAUGGAUAUCUAGCCUUUGGUGUGUUUGACAGACACCCCUCCCAUUCUGUAGCUGUUUCUCCCUGCACAGAUGUCGCCAUUGCUUUCACACUCUCUCUCCCCACGUUUUUAAGGUGUGUCACGUAGGCGUAGACAGGAAAUCGCCCCGCAAACAUCUCAUUUCUUUACUCAAAUUUCACUUUUUUAAAACAUAAAAAGUAAAUAUGUUUUGACCUGAAUCCUAAUUUCCUUUCAUUUUCCACAAAGCUAAUUGAUUCUGACAAACAUUUAGCUUGUUGCUCCGCUACAGAGCUGCUAUGGUCUUGCUUGCCUCGGUGUACAGGUCUACAAUACGAUCCUGUAGUCAAGACAGUGUUUUUAAGCCGCACAAUCACACAGAAGGUGUCAUAGCACACCUUAUAUAAAAAAUACAAAAAGUGUAGUGCCAGUAGACACUCAUAAAUCAACCCUGAAUGCUUCCUAAGCAUAUCUUUUUCUACAUAUUGAUUGAGACAUGUCAGCAAAAAAAUGUACCUUUCUUUCUCAUUUACUUCAGAUUCUACCUUGACAUGUUACGAAACUUUUUGUUACUUUUUGUAAACUUGCUGCAGCUGCCUGUCUACAUGUGCCGCUGUGCAGUUCAAAAUAAAUGCUAAAGAAGGCCAGGUCUUGGAAAACAAAUGAAUUAAAUACAUGCCUCGUUACAGAGUGAGUGACAAUGUGGUGACAAAGGUGCGUCGGGUGCUUUCGGUGUUGAUUUAUGGAACGUACACUAGCUGCACAAACUGUGUGGAAGGAUCGUGCACAAAGGCAGUGAAGACAGAAGUGGCAUUUGUGGAGUUUCUGGUCAGAGUCAGUUGGUAUGAUGGGAACUGGAAGUAGAUCAGAGCUACCCUUUAACCAUCUAACUAUAUGAAUUUAAUUUUUCAUGCAGCUCGCUCUGUCAGGAGAAGCAUCAAACACAUUCUAACUGUGCAGGAUGCCACUGGCUUUCAAUCACCUUUCCCGCUUUAAAAAACAACAACUUUGUAACAAUAUUAUUGGUCAAGAACAACUUUUCAGGUAGAGAAAGAAUGUAAUUAUCACCGUUCCUGGUGAAUUUAGAAAACCAGCACCAAAGUCAAGUUUUAAUUUAAGCGAAAAAAAAGCAACAAAAAUGGUUAUAUGGUUAUUGAGUGGAUCUGAGUAAAAAUGAAGUGAUUUAUUGAAUAUUCCGGUUUGUGUAGUAUCGGUCCUCCUCACAUUCCACUGUUACCUGGAGUUUGCUCCCAUGCAUGCCCCUCAUCUUGGUCUGACCUGUGGUAUGUCCCCCGGCUGCAUCAACUGGACUCCCACACUUUAUGUCUGCCUACAAGGAUCUCUAUUAGGAGCACUAGUUUGAAGAAAAUUACAAAAUAAGAGCCUAAUGUAUGACAUUUUAGGCUUAUAUUAAUUUUGCGUUGAGGGGAAAUUCAUAUGUCCAGAUUUGAUCUUAUCUAAAACAAAACUGGUGUUAUUCAUUGUUGAUUCAAAGUGACGGGAUGAGAUGUAAAUCCUUGAUGUGUGGGAAGAAAUUGCAAUUGCAGCUUUGACUUUUGGCUGUUUUUUUUCCGUCUUUUGUUUCCUGUAUUUUUUUUUUCUCCUUUUGCCCGAUGGGGGGGUCAACACGUUUGGAUUUUUAUUUUUUUUUAUUUGUGUGUACAGCAUCUACCUUGUACAGUGAUAAGACACCUCUCUGUAGCCUCAUGAAGAGUCAGCGUUGAACCCAAAACACUGACCGAGUGUUACUUGUCGAGGCUGACAUGGCAGUCAAACUACCUAGAAAAACCUUGAAAUGUAUUCACUUCAUAGAUUGCAGUAAGAAUCACUGGUUGCUUUGUGGCAGAUUGUGGAUCCUGAGUGGGAGAUUCAAGGCCGAAUCAUACAUAAAAAGGUCACCUUAUCACCUCUGAUCUCAACUCCCUCUUCUGUGCCUCAUCACAAAUCGAAGGGCGACCGUUAAAGAAGUCCCCAAAAACCAUGUUUCCAAAAAGGCGUCAAGGUCAAAAACAACAAGAAAAGCACUUUUUUUUUUGUUUUGUUUUUUGGACACAUCCUACUUUUAAUCACCUCUUUCUGCAAUGUGAUUCUGUGCAAAUUGUGAUUUCACGUCUAAAUUUCCACUUCUCUGUUGCAGAUAAGGGGAUUUACCCAGGGCUGUGGGUUUAUUUGAGCUAACGUAGGAUUGUUAGACUUUUCUGGCUCAGGUUUGAAACACAGUUUGGUUGUAUCUUGCGUAGUGAUUAACAUUUUCACCCGGGACGUACUGAAAGGAUGGAAAUCAUGCUAAUAUUUGUUGAGCUGUGUUUUUGACAGGAUAGUUAGUUUUUCGCUGGGUGUUUGACUUCAACUAAACAACAUUUGCUAUAUGGCUGUAUUACAGAUAGGGUUAGCUAGUUUGGUACCUGAUAAAGCAUUCAUUGCUCAUCUGAUUUUUAGUUAGUGUCUGUUGUGCGGUUAAUGUAAGAUGCUCCAUAGACAUGCCUGCUUGUCUUCUUCUUGCAGAUUCAGAGUUGUACAGAUGAGUGUGAGUGAUUUCAAACUUGGGUGAUGUUUGACCUGUAGUGAGCCUGAUAGAUCUAACUGUACAGAAAUCAAAUGUGUGCUUCAGCCCUUUACUUGAGAUUGGAUUUUCUUCAAAAAACAUGAUGAAAAAAAAACAUAUACGCUCAUAAUUAUCACCACAUUUUGAAUUGAACAGAGACACUUAGUUUGUUUUUUAAUUUCCAACAUUUAUCUGAAGGCUGUUUAAAGCUAUGGGAUAAUGAUUUCUCUCAUCCAGCCCAGGGAGGUUUUUUUGAAUGUUAAUGUCGGGGUUAGCUUCCAACAGGACGCAACCAUUUUAACUUUUUGUGCUAUUCAACAUGUUCAAGGCAGUAUAAAGCUAUGUGAAUGUUUUCAUGUGUUCAGUGUUUGGGGUGACAUUUGUGAUCCACAUCCACUCAAACAGAACAAACCUGCAAACUGUGUGCAGAUCCCCACUCUCAUAAUUUGGCUUUUGUUUUCUCCUCUAAAGCUGCCUAUAACUGUUUAUUUAUUCAUUAAAGAGACCUCCUUUUUUUGUUUUUAAUCUUGGUCGUGAAGCGCCGCUGUUUUAAGUUAUGGAUCAACUAAACUAUCACACUGAUGAGAACUUUUUUGUUUUAAGUCAUUCAGAUUGGAAUCCUUGUUUUACUUUACAUUUGUGCAGUAUUGUACUUGAGUGCUGAAAAUACAGUAUAUCCGAGUUGAGAAUUGUAAUAAAAAUAGCACAUUAUGAUGCAAUGGUGCAACAGGGAACUAAUGAUAUUUUUGUCUUUUUCAAAAACAAGACUUUUUUUGUGUUUGGGUAAAAUCCUAGGUUUGAUUUUCAGCAUGAUUUGAAUCUGCUGGGCAAUAAAUUGAUGAUAUACUCAGCUGUGGCCUGGUGAUGCUCUGGUAAACAUGACAACCAUCUAAUAAUUUCAGUGCCCUCCCUUGUUCUCUCUCUUUUUUUUUUUAAUGCUCUCCACAUUUACUUAUUCAAGGUCAAGAGAAAUAAUUACUGCCUUUGUGUUUCAGGUUGUCUUUAACCCCAGUCCAGAACUAAAGAAAAUCAAACCAGUGAAUGAUUAUGCUUCCCAUUGCAACUUGAAUUCUAAAUUAUUUUUUGAAAAAGUGUGGAAAAAUAUGUUUAUUGUGCUUUUAUUUAAUUCCCUUUUGGCUUUCUCCCCUCCUCAUCAUCUGCUUUAAGACCACAGGUGUACAGAUGUCUUAACUACCCACAGUUUUAAACAGCAACUCCACACAACACAACACAACCACAUUAACAUGAUUGACUGGGCCUCAAAUUUCUACCUGCAAGCCUGCAGAGAAGCUCCAGUCCAGAGCCAUAGCCCCGCACCCGGACUCACACACUCCCCCCCUCACACCCUGCCGGAUACAAUAAGGAACGAAGGGCCUCAGCAAAGCGAAUGGACUGCUGUCAUUAAUCCAUAGACAGGACGUCCAGGGCCCGUCCUCCGUUUUUAUCAGCACAGCUGCAGAGAGCCAGCACCCUGACCCUGUAAUAUCACCUCCCCCCUUCUGUGUUGACUGUGUCUCCUUGUGCACUUGCAUGCUUCUGGUGUGGAGUCGAGGCUCGCUUGGUGCACACCUCCCAUUCUGUCUUGUGCUUGUGUGGAUUUGUGCCCCGUGCUGGCCGGCCUACUGCUGCCAUCAGGGGAUUUAGCAGGCACACACACACGGCAUGGAAAAUGGCAGGUUUUUUUUUUAUAGAAACUAUGUAUUUGUUACCUAGUGUGUGAUAACUUGAGGGUUAAAAAGUCAAAAGGUUUAUUUUUUGUUUUGUUUUGAAAAGUCCAUCCUUGGUCUUAUUUUUAUCACCCUCUUUGCCCUCCUCUUGUUUUUCUUUGCAUUGUGAAGUGGGCAUGCUUGUCAAAAAGACAAAUGCUCUCUAUUAAUAGGCUUAUAACCUCAUAAAUAGUUGUGUAUAAAAUAAACUGUUAUAACUUCUUUUUUAAUAAAACAUUCAAUGUGUAUAAAA
Molecule: messenger RNA, 5420 nt
Organism: Centropristis striata (black sea bass)
Lineage: Eukaryota; Metazoa; Chordata; Actinopteri; Perciformes; Serranidae
Gene: ube2h
Product: ubiquitin-conjugating enzyme E2H (UBC8 homolog, yeast)
Exons: 7
Coding region: 218-769 (183 amino acids)
Biological process (GO): ubiquitin-dependent protein catabolic process; protein polyubiquitination
Cellular component (GO): nucleus
Molecular function (GO): ubiquitin conjugating enzyme activity
Source: RefSeq, a predicted model, not a curated record